AUGGACAUAUAUCUAGACGGACGGAUAUUCACCCCCUCAUAUACACAAGUCCCACCGUUAUCAAAGGGUGGUGUAGCUAUUGUGGCCACAAAUGUGGACGCGACUAUCUCUGGCACUCCCGGAGACCAUCAGUUUUUAUUGCGGACGACUUCAUCCGCGCUCUUGCUGGUCAAUAGCUUUGACAUGCUUUUUAAUACGACCACCAUUCGAUCGACUACUUUUGGGCUCAACGCUCUGAAUGUACCCCAAGAGGCGUGGUACAUUGACAACACGGGUGACGCUGUCGAUUAUUCUCCGGACGAUUGGGAACAUGAAGCAAAUUUCAUGUUUGCGAACAACAAGACAAUAUCGAGAACGAGCAAAUUAGGCGCUUGGGUCGAACUUUCGGUUUUGCCACACGGUAACCCAACCACCUGGAUAUACGGUGCGCUUACCCAAGAAUCUUCCUGGGCUAAAGCGCAAGUCUUCAAAGUCAGAGAUGGUGAGCGGGUCUUGGGCAAGGAAGCCAUCGUGCGCGUCGGUGGUGACGAGUUUAAUCAAAAGCUCGAUAUCCCACUAUACCAAGUUCCCUUAUAUUACACCGGGCAAAUUGACUCAACCCAAGGCUACAUCUUCCGCCUUACGCUUCUCAAUGGAACCAUGACCUUUGAUUUUGCAAGAUCUGAAUCACAGUUCUACCAUCCAGAUAUAUAUCUGCAACUGACAAGACCGACAGAGCGAAGUUCUCAACUCAAAUCGACGCUUCUCGCAGCUCUCAUUCCAACACUCUUCGUGAUUUUGGUCCUUACUUUAUGCUACUGGGUACGAAAUCGUUUAUUCCCCAAGCGAUACGAAAUCAACGACGGCUCGGCCCAAAAUUUUGCGCUUCGUAGACGGUUUGUUGGCACCUUUGCCCGUAACGGUAGUUCAUCUGAGGCAACGCCCGUUCCUUUGGAUGUCACAGUGCUGGACAGGCAUGUGGAGCCGAAUAAUACAGCUGCCAACGCAAUACAGACCGGAAAUAUUGCCGGAAACAUCACCAAGUUAAGGAUGAGGAACGAAUUACAGCGUCAUGAUGGAAGCAGUAACUCGGUGGCUGCCCUUCUGCGCCAUCACGGCCAACAGCGAGACCUCGUGGGGCAAAUGGGCCAUGAGAGAACACCUCAUGACCUAUCCUCGCGGAGUGAAGUGCAAGUUACAGAUACUAUCACAGAGUUGGAUGGGUCCCUUCUCUUCGCUCCAACACACGGCACGUCGUCAUGUCCCCCUGACACAACCUAUGCGGCAUCUAGCUCUCCAAGUGACCCCUAUUUAUCAGAAACAGGGGUCUUUGCAAGUGAAACUGGCGAGGAGGAGCCGGAACCCCUACUGCUAACUCAUGAAGACCUCGCGAUAGUAUUCCAGCGCGCGACAGAAUUGCGUGAUUUGCAUGGUAUAGAGAGGGCUGAUCCGGGUGAUUCAGCACAAGGACAACAGUCAGCGCAACUGGAAGCCCUCGCACGUCAGCUGGCUGGCGUCUCAUAA
Serendipita indica DSM 11827 is the source of this 1503-nucleotide messenger RNA. NCBI's taxonomy places the organism in Eukaryota, Fungi, Basidiomycota, Agaricomycetes, Sebacinales, Serendipitaceae. The record is from the annotation of a GenBank genome assembly.